Molecule: messenger RNA, 1296 nt
Organism: Aspergillus nomiae NRRL 13137
Lineage: Eukaryota; Fungi; Ascomycota; Eurotiomycetes; Eurotiales; Aspergillaceae
Product: BTB/POZ domain-containing protein
Exons: 3
Coding region: 1-1296 (431 amino acids)
Source: RefSeq, a predicted model, not a curated record
AUGGGUACCCCAUCAGGAUUUGGGUUCUAUUUUAGAGAUAAUGUUGCUUCUGGCAGCAGAAACCCUGGCACGGACGAAUUCUGGACGCGAAGUGUACCACCCGUGGCAGCACAAAAUCCUGAACAAAAGUCAGAACCCGAGCCUCAGCCUGAACCUGAACCAGAACCAGUGGACGCGCCAGACCCGGAACCUGUAUUGACAGCUAAGCUCCCUGAUCAUCCACUCUAUAGGAACUGGGACAGUCUCGGUUUUAGUUUUAGGAGGAAACGAACGAAAAAGCUGAAGAAGGAAGGGCUGCCUGUUCCUGGGGAGGAUUUUGCAUGGCCUCCUGCGGCGCCGGAUCCUAUAGCGGAGGAUCAUGUACAGGCGUCUGAGCCGGAACCGGAACCGGAACCAGAGCAACCGCUAGAGCCAGGGCCUGAACAGCCGCCAGAACCAGUACUAGAGCCAGAGUCAAAGCCAGAAUCGGUUCCUGAGCCAGAGCCAAAACAAGGAAGCCCGCAGCCCAUUGAGCUCCCUCAAUCACAGAGGAACCUCUGCGCCCAGAAUGUAAUAACGGGACCCAGCGCUCUCCUUUCUUUGCUCUCAAAUAUCCGAGAUAAUGGCGAUUUUUCGGACCUAAAGAUUAAAUGUGGACUGACAAUUUUCAAUGCGCAUUGUUGUAUCGUCUGUCCACAGUCUGGCUUCCUCUAUGAUGCUAUCAGGGACGGAUUAAAAGAGAUCACGGUUACCGAUCACCCUUUAAUCAUCAAAAAGAUGCUUGACUAUCUCUACAGGGAGGACUAUGACGACGCCGAGCUCAUCCAUGAAGUAAAAGCCCUAAGGUCCCAGAGGCGCGUUAAUGGACACAAUAGUGCCACAAUCCCUAGAUAUGCCAAUGCUAUGAUGCAUGUUACUGCUGAUAAAUACGCCAUCAGCGGGCUUAGAGACCUCGCCGAGAAAAAGUUGGUAUCAGAUCUGAUACAUCAGUGGAACGCUACGGACUUUAUCAACCUGGUUGAAUAUAUCUAUGAGCUGCCUACUCCUGCAAAUCCAAAGUUGCAGAGUAUUGUAGCGCAAUUUGCAACGCGUCAUAUUCCGACUUUCAAAGAAUAUCAGCUGUUUCACAGAGUCCUUAAGAGCUUCCCUUAUUUUGCAUACUUAUUCUCAAGCGAGAUGAUGGAAAGGAUGGAUUCAGCGAAGACGCCACAAACACCCGUUAUAGUAUCUUCCGAUGACGACGACGUGGUCUCCGAUGAGCAGCUCUCUUCGCCCGAGGUCAUCACUCCAGCCGCCCAGGUUCCUGAAGAUCUCUAA